Cyprinodon variegatus (sheepshead minnow) is the source of this 837-nucleotide messenger RNA. Its product is annotated as CD209 antigen-like protein A. The record is from RefSeq and is a predicted model, not a curated record. The transcript has 4 exons. Bases 370 to 837 code for a protein of 155 amino acids. NCBI's taxonomy places the organism in Eukaryota, Metazoa, Chordata, Actinopteri, Cyprinodontiformes, Cyprinodontidae.
UAAUGUAAGAAGAGGCUUACAGUGUCUUACAGUUUCAACAGAAGGAGCAUCUUGCAUGUGAGAAAUUAUUCAGGAAGCUGAAGACAAAUUGUACAUAAUAGUCAAAAGGCUUUCCAGGUUUUGCUUGUAAGCACUGAAAAAAAUGCUAGUAAUAUAAGUAAAUUAAGCAAACAAAAUAAAAAAUGAGAAGAAAAACAAGUUCAAAUUAACUGAAGACAGUUCUUUUGCUCACUCUCAUGUUUAAUAUGUGUUGCUUCCUGUUUUACGCCUCAAGAAAAGGCUGUCUCAUAGGUUUCGGUGAGAAUAAAUACCACAGCAGAUGUUGAUGUUAAGUAAUCGAAAGAGCCAGACAAUUAAUAGCAUUAAGCGAUGGAGGAAAUAUAUGCCAAUGUGGAACAUGGGAAACCUGUUUGCCAAAUUCCUACGUCUCAGACCGAAGGUUCAAGCAGCUCCAAGAAGAGGCCCUUCCUGAUUGUUAUUAUAUUUCUGGGAAUCCUGAGUGUUUUACUGCUGGUUGGACUCAUCGUCCUUGGUCUCCACUCUUGGGACUUGGCAGCUGAUCUCUCUAACAUCAAUGAUAAUCUUACUGACCGUCUCCAGGACAGCAACAGCAAGCUUUACUCUAUGACUGAAGAACGAAACCUGCUGCAUGCUAACCUCACUGAAAUGAUGAAAAAGCUGAACAGGGCUCAAGGAUGGACAUAUUUCAGCUGCUCCUGUUACUUCCGCUCUACAAAAAGGGGUUCGUGGGAUGAAGGAAGAAAGGAUUGCAUAUCAAGAGGAGCAGAUCUGGUGGUGAUAAAGGAUAAAGAUGAACAGGUGCUGUGUUCAUUUUAA